GUUAGUACCAAUAUUCACACGAUUGAAGCAGCAAAUGCGUGCGUAUGCGUGCCACUUGACUAGCAAGUGCAAUGCAACGAAGUGUGCUCCUUUCUUCAUCUCCACUCCACCUUACAACACAAACACAACCCUGUCACUGAUGCCACAAGUGCUUCCUCUCGGUUUCACUUUCCAGGUUAAUAAUAGCUUAGUAGAGUUCUAUCGCACCUUUCAGAUUCUUACGAUUCAAAGUCACUACUCCUACGCACUGUUUCGAUUCCACCGACUCGUCGGAAGCUUCAGAGAGGAACGGAGCAGAGGCCUAAGUGCACUCUAGUGCUUCUAGAAGUUGCUCCGUUUUUGUGUUUCUUCAAUUUGGGAACGCGCAUUGUAUGUGGUUGUUUGUUCCUUGGGUUAGAAGUUUGAAGCACCAUUCUUCGAUGACCAUUUGUGGAGGUGAGAUUUUGUAGCCAUAAAUAGAGGUAGUUGUUGUCAUUGUUGAAGGAUUGCCAAAGUUGUUCUGGACGAAGCCCCUUGCCAUUCUCCAUCUGUGUUGAAGUGCUGUAGGAGAGAACAUGUCCUCAAAAAGGGAAAGGGAAGCUGUUGAUAGAGUAGAGGAUGAAGGGCUUGAUAAUGAGUCAAAGAGGCAGAGGCUGGAUGACGAUUCCUCCCCCUCUCCACCUCCUGUCUCCAUUGCAAAUCCUCUUUCUGGGUUGGCCAAUAAUUAUGCUGACAUUGAUGAGGAGGAAGAUUAUGUUAGAAGGGAAAGGGGUUCUGUUAAUGAGAGGAGGAAUGAUGGAUCCCAGCAUAAUGGACAUAGAUAUGGAGAGGCUGAUGAUAGUGAUGAAGAAGAUGAUUCACGUGAACAAUUUAGUGGAAGAAACAAUCGCCAGGUUGAGGUUCGGAAGGACUGUCCUUAUCUUGAUACUGUUAAUAGACAGGUUUUGGAUUUUGACUUUGAGAAAUUCUGUUCUGUCUCCCUGUCCAAUUUAAAUGUGUAUGCAUGUUUGGUUUGUGGGAAGUAUUACCAAGGGAGAGGGAAGAAGUCUCAUGCAUAUACACAUAGUCUGGAAGCAGGACACCAUGUUUAUAUCAAUCUCCGGACUGAAAAAGUCUACUGUCUUCCUGAUGGUUAUGAAAUUAAUGACCCUUCUUUAGAUGACAUUCGGCAUGUCUUAAAUCCAAGAUUCACUGCAAAAGAAGUUGAACAACUUGACAAAAAUAAGCAGUGGUCUAGGGCUCUUGAUGGUUCUAGUUACCUUCCUGGAAUGGUGGGACUUAAUAAUAUCAAGGAGACUGAUUUUGUAAAUGUAACAAUUCAAUCAUUAAUGAGAGUUACCCCCUUGAGGAAUUUUUUCCUUAUCCCUGAAAAUUAUCAACACUGCAAAUCUCCACUUGUUCAUCGAUUUGGUGAACUCACUAGGAAGAUCUGGCAUGCACGGAACUUUAAAGGACAGGUCAGCCCACAUGAGUUUCUACAAGCAGUGAUGAAGGCCAGUAAAAAAAGGUUUCGGAUAGGUGCACAAUCUGACCCAGUUGAGUUCAUGUCAUGGCUUCUUAAUACCCUGCAUGCAGAUCUUAAGACUUCAAAGAAGAAUACCAGCAUCAUCUAUGAGUGUUUUCAGGGUGAACUUGAGGUUGUGAAAGAGAUUCCUAACAAAGUGAUAGCAGAUAAGAAAGAGAACAAUGAAGACCAAAACAAUGGCAAGAAACUUUCUGAUGGGGUAAAUGAACGAUAUGCAUUUGUCAAAGAAACUUCAAAAAUGCCAUUUCUAAUGUUAGGGUUGGACUUGCCACCACCACCUCUUUUCAAGGAUGUGUUGGAAAAAAAUAUAAUACCACAGGUACUGUGCCACUGAAUGCUAUGUGCCUUUUACAUAUGAGAUGCUAUAGUUGAUAAUGAUGUAAUUAACAUUGAAGUGAUCCUGCUAUGAAGUUUGAAUCUUGUCAUUUGGGCUGUAAUGUUAUAUCUAAGAGAUGUGUAAAAAUAAGAAAAUUGUGGAUAACCGAAAGAAUGUUUUGACACCAAUACUGAUGGCCUAUUGCCACUUAUAAACCAUUAUUUAAAAGCAAAGCAAGUAGUUUGUGAUAGGAACUGAGUGUAAGGAGCAGUAGUGUGUAGAAAAUAAUUGCUGGUAGUUAUGUAUUUGGAAUAUAUAUUUGAUUUAUGUUGUGUAAUUAGGGGAUUGAAGUUAUUUGUAGUUUGUGGACAGAGAAUACUCUCUGUAGGAGACUUUUGUCUCUGGGACAGCAAGUGUGUUGCUUUAUUAUAUGUGAUAGGAGAUUUGUCUAUG
Cajanus cajan (pigeon pea) is the source of this 2273-nucleotide messenger RNA. Lineage: Eukaryota; Viridiplantae; Streptophyta; Magnoliopsida; Fabales; Fabaceae. The record is from RefSeq and is a predicted model, not a curated record.